CCCAUAAAGUUGGGAACUUUUUCUUCAGCAAAGGGAGUGUCUUCAUUGGAGGAAGAAGGCAGAGAGAGCUGGAACAAGAACAAAGAGAGCGUCUUUAAUAAAGUGAGCAAGCAAAGCGCUCGAAGAAGACCCAAGAGCACAGUGAUGGACCAGCAGCGAUCGGAGCACCCCAACCUCGUCAGACCACUCCGAUGCAUCGUCAAACUUGGAGGAGCGGCUGUCACGUGCAAAAAUGAUUUAGAGAAGAUCAAUGAGGCUCAUCUUGAGAUGGUGGCAACACAGCUUAGGCAAGUGAUGAUCUCGGGUUCUUCUUCUUCGGAGAUCCCAGGGAUGGAUUGGAGCAAGAGAAGUGGAAAGUUGGAGAUAUCCCUCAACGUGGAUGAGUUUAGAGACCAGGAGUUGUUGGAGCCGAGCAGUUUCAUUGUUGUCCAUGGAGCAGGUUCUUUUGGGCAUUUUCAGGCUAGCCAAUCUGGGGUUCAUAAAGGAGGCUUGGAACGACCUCUGGUGAAGGCUGGUUUUGUUGCUACACGUAUUUCAGUGAGCACACUCAAUCUUGAAGUUGUUAGAGCUCUUGCAAGAGAGGGCCUCCCUUCCAUUGGAAUAUCUCCCUUUUCAUGCGGAUGGUCGACUCGUGAAAAGAAUAUUGCCUCAGCCAAUUUGUCCACAGUAACUAAGGCUCUUGAUUCAGGUUUCAUCCCUGUCCUUCAUGGAGAUGCAGUGCUUGAUGAGUUACAGGGCUGCACCAUAUUGAGUGGAGAUGUAAUCAUACGUCAUCUAGCAGAGCAUUUGAAGCCCGAUUAUGUGGUUUUCCUUACAGAUGUAUUUGGGGUAUAUGACCGUCCUCCCACAGAACCUGAUGCCGUGCUCCUAAAGGAGAUUGCUGUGAGAGAAGAUGGGAGUUGGUCUGUUGUGAAACCACCUCUUGAGGACCGUCAUGUUGAAUGGACAGUAGCUGCUCAUGAUACAACUGGGGGAAUGGAAACCAAGAUUUCGGAAGCUGCAAUUAUUGCAAAGCUUGGCAUUGAUGUUUACAUUGUGAAGGCGGCAACGACCCACUCGGUUAGGGCAUUGAGUGGGGAUUUGAAAGGAAACAUACCUGACGACUGGCUUGGAACAGCCAUUCGGUUUGCUGGGUAGGCGUGGCCAAGGGUUGAUUUUUCGGACGAAAUUUUGCAAUCCAUCAACCAACUUAAUGGACUUGGAUGCAUACAUUAGUCAAUUUUUUGCUUGAUUUUAUCUAGAUGUGUAAGACGAGUCUGCAUCUUUUCUUCCUUCGGUGAAGACAGGAACAAGACAAGCAUAGGAGCUUGGUGAGAAGAGAGCUUUUUUCCUUAAAGUUCCAGUUCUAUUUGUCGAGGCAAACAGGGUCGAAUAUCGAUAGUGUUGAAACCUCGAUACAUGUAAGGGUGAUUAAUUGCUCAACAAUCAAUACGGAGUUCUUCAAAGGAGCGGUCCGACUUAUCGAA
Molecule: messenger RNA, 1466 nt
Organism: Rhodamnia argentea
Lineage: Eukaryota; Viridiplantae; Streptophyta; Magnoliopsida; Myrtales; Myrtaceae
Product: isopentenyl phosphate kinase
Exons: 13
Coding region: 145-1137 (330 amino acids)
Cellular component (GO): cytosol
Molecular function (GO): kinase activity
Source: RefSeq, a predicted model, not a curated record